Molecule: messenger RNA, 969 nt
Organism: Rhizopus microsporus ATCC 52813
Lineage: Eukaryota; Fungi; Mucoromycota; Mucoromycetes; Mucorales; Rhizopodaceae
Exons: 1
Coding region: 1-969 (322 amino acids)
Molecular function (GO): protein binding
Source: RefSeq, a predicted model, not a curated record
AUGAAGCUUGAUACGGGCCAACCGCCGCCGCCGUCGUCAUCACCCAUACCAGCAUCGCCACAUAAAGGCUGUAACUCAACUACUUGUUGCUCACCAGCAAGACUCUGGCGUACACUUCAAAACUUGAUCAAGCAAAAUGACCGGAAGGAGCUUUUGGCAUUCUUCAAAGAUCCUCGUCUUGAACACAUCGUACGUGUUGCCCUCACUUCUCGUGUUUCGAAUGAUGGCUCAUUAUUACCUGCUUCUCAACGACAUACGCUGGUCAGAUUUGCAAACCCUCAAUUGGCUGCCGAGGCAUUUCCUUUGCUUGGUAAACGCUUGACGGAUCUGAAUGCAUUACAGCUCGCUCUCUUGGAAAGUUCCGAAUCGACUGUGAUGGCAUUACUGACGCAGCUCAAACUCCAUGCGUCUACAGAAGAGAUGAAAUCAUUUGUUCAACAUGUCUGGGGUCAAGGUAAUACCUCUCUUCACUUGGCUGUCUUUCUGAACAGACCUCGUGUGGUCAAGGCUCUGCUUGACUUGGGUGCAUCUGUGGAUUGUUUGAAUGCAAAACAAAAAAGUGUGAUUGACUGCUGUCAUGACCAAAGCAUGCUUGACAUCCUGUUACCACCCCAAAAGAAGAAAGUUAUCCAACAUGAAUUACCUAAUAUGGAACCCAUGGUUGUCAAGGAUGAGCCAGUGGUUGCCAAGGAUGAGCCAAUGGUAGAACCUAUGGUUAUCAUCGAAGAAAGAGUUCAAAACACGAGCAGCUAUAAUAAUAACAAUAACAACAAGGAAUCAGCCAUAUUAGCACUUGACCCAUAUUUGCUACUCUUGAAACAUCAUGUGCAACAACAACAACAACUCAAUACGUCAACAGCAGCAAUGCAUUACUCUUGUGCACAAACAGUGAUCAGUCGGUUUGUGAAGCAAUCAGUCUACUUGUCUCAAGAAAAGAAGCCUCCUGACAUACUCUUGGUUUCAGCUUAA